Cuscuta europaea is the source of this 2565-nucleotide messenger RNA. NCBI's taxonomy places the organism in Eukaryota, Viridiplantae, Streptophyta, Magnoliopsida, Solanales, Convolvulaceae. The record is from the annotation of a GenBank genome assembly.
AAUAAUUUCCCCAGCGCAUCCGAAGAGAUCACUCUACGUGUCAGACUAUCAUCCAUUAUCGACGCCACUGUGGAAGAAUAUACGGUAUAAUUUUCUGGUUAUCCACUUCGAUAGACGGCGAUUUUUAGAGGGAGAUUAUAAAGCCGGAUAAUGGCGUGAGAACUUCAGCCUUGAUUUUACCAGUACUUAAACGCAGUACAGAGUCUUCACCAGCUCCGUGUAGCCAGCGGCAAUGGCAAGUGGCUUCGUUAUUUCCCACCGGAACUUCGGCCCUUUCAUUGGCCCAGGCAUAGUUAGUCAGGCAGAGAGGUCUACAGUUAUUCACGGAGGAAAGAGGUCGGGCUUUACUUCUAUGCAGCAUGUUGUGCACAAGGCCAUUGUAGUGGAUAAGAUUUGCCUUCCAAGGAAAAAGUACUCAUCCGUUGGCUGUAUGUAUCUCUGUGAUGCUUCAAAUGGUAAACUCUGUAAAUCAAAACCACCUUUUCAAGUUGACGCCUGCCAGCCUAGUCAAUCAAGUAUAGUGCACCCUGCGAUAGAUCAUAGACCAGAACUUAGAAGAAGUACACACUGUAAAGAGGUUAGUUCACUUGGCAGCAGUUGCGUCCCUCCAAGGAAGCUGGAAAGUCUUGGUUUCUUUGUCAACCAAAGGCAGGAGAUAAAGCAUUCAGCUCAAAAUCAGGCACAUGCUGACUUUAAAUGUGAUGAGUAUGACAUAGCAGGGGCAUUAGAACCUUUAGUGUCUCCAGAGAGCAGCGAUGUUGUUCUGACAGAAGUAGCAACACCUUCGUGGGAGCAGUUCCCAAAAAGAUGGGUGAUAGUACUUCUUUGUUUUGCUGCUUUUCUGUUAUGCAACAUGGACCGUGUCAAUAUGAGCAUUGCAAUUCUUCCCAUGUCAAAGGAAUACAAUUGGAACAGUGCUACUGUGGGCCUCAUUCAAUCUUCUUUCUUCUGGGGAUAUCUGCUCACACAGAUUGCUGGAGGGAUUUGGGCAGAUAAACUUGGUGGGAAACUUGUAUUGGGGUUUGGAGUAAUCUGGUGGUCUAUUGCAACUGUUUUAACACCCAUUGCUGCUAAGGUUGGGCUUCCAUUCUUGCUCGUCAUGCGUGCCUUCAUGGGUAUCGGAGAGGGUGUUGCUAUGCCUGCUAUGAAUAAUUUACUGUCAAACUGGAUUCCGGUCUCUGAAAGAAGCAGAUCUUUAGCACUGGUAUAUAGUGGUAUGUAUCUCGGUUCUGUCACAGGCUUAGCCAUAUCUCCUGCUUUGAUUCAGAGUUUUGGAUGGCCAUCAGUAUUUUAUUCCUUUGGUUCCCUUGGGAGCAUCUGGUUUGCAUUUUGGUUGAGAAAAGCAUACAGUUCUCCUAAGGAGGACCCAGGGCUUAGUAUGGCUGAGAAGAAAUUAAUCAUGGGAGGAAGUAUUUCAAAAGAACCGGUCACCAACAUUCCAUGGAGGCUAAUCUUGUCAAAGGCGCCUGUAUGGGCUCUUAUUAUCUCCCAUUUUUGCCAUAACUGGGGCACAUUUAUUCUUCUGACAUGGAUGCCUACAUACUAUAACCAGGUGCUGAAGUUCAACCUCACUGAAUCGGGACUAUUUUGCGUGUUACCGUGGCUUACGAUGGCAGUCUGUGCAAAUAUAGGCGGUUGGAUUGCAGACACUCUUGUGAGCAAAGGAUUCUCUAUAACAUCAGUUCGCAAGAUAAUGCAAUCUAUUGGCUUUCUAGGACCUGCUUUCUUCCUUACCCAACUUAAACAUGUGAAGACUCCUGCUUUGGCAGUGUUGUGCAUGGCAUGCAGUCAGGGAUCAGAUGCAUUCUCUCAGUCCGGUCUCUACUCCAAUCAUCAGGACAUUGGACCCCGUUAUUCAGGAGUUCUAUUGGGACUAUCUAAUACAGCAGGGGUUCUAGCCGGUGUUCUUGGAACAGCAGCUACCGGAUACAUACUACAAAAUGGAUCAUGGGAUGAUGUGUUCAAAGUUGCAGUUGCUCUGUACAUCAUAGGCACAUUAGUGUGGAACAUCUUUUCAACAGGAGAGAAAAUUCUUGAUUGAGAGUUGUACGAAAUUAAACAUCUCUCUCAUCAUCCUAUCUUUACUGAGAAAAACCCAACCCCAUGAAAAAGAUGCAAACCAAGUGUUCCAAGAGUGAACCUAAAACACGGUGCAAGUGACAAACUGAAGUGCUGUGCUUCUUGCAACCUGACAGCUGUCUUCCAACAAUUUAAGGAAACCUCCUGGGUUGGAGUUAUUGGAAUGCCUGAAAAUGGACUUUUGUUUUUUCAUUUUUUAAGCCAAGAACUUGGGUACAUGGGAGAUUGCUCAUGUCCUCCCAUGAUCAGUUAAAAUCUUUCUAUUCAUCUGUAAAAUUACUAGUUUAAAAGUCUAUAUGAACCAGCCAUGUUUACUGUAUUUUGCUUGCCUUCACCAUUUGUUGAUCUGUUUUGGCUCAAUUUUAGAUUCGCAUUUUGUUUGCAAGACUAUAAUCUUGUUCCUAUCCAUCAAUCAAAGAUUGUAAGGGAGUUCCUCGGUUCUACCACACUUGAGUUUCAAAUGAAUAUCAAAAUUAAAAGUUUUUU